ACAGGCAUGGUUUGAGAAAGAUUUGGCUAUUGUUUCUAGACUGUCGAUCGACCAUGUAGGGACGUGUGUGUUCUCUAUAUCCUUAUAUACUAGCAACUUCCUGAGAUUUUGACAGACGUGUGUGUAUAUUGUGUACACCUACACAUAUAAGCGUACAUUUGUGUGCGUGUAAUCUUUUAACAUGACAUCCUAUAAUCUAAGAUGUAACCCACAUUCACUAUGUUAACAAGUGUCACAUUUUGGUGGUGCAAAGCUGUUUUUCUUUUCUGUACUUCCAUCGCUUUAAUCUCUCAGUAAUGUUUAUGUCACAAUCAAACAGAUGUUUUAUUCCGUGUACUUAUGGAUUGAUAUACAUUGUCUCUACACAUACAUUUAUUUACACAGCUAUCGAGUUAUCAAGCUGACGAUCUGGGAUCCUGUACGUUAUCAUUCGACCAGCUUUAAAAACAAUAGCGACCAAAUCUCCCUCAAAUCAUAAUUCUUACUGUCUUAAAAAUAAUAAUAAAUUAAUAAGACUCGUUGAAUAACGUAGUUCGGGGUUCCCUGUUCAUCAAAAAAUAACAGGGUGGUCAUGGCUAGCAUGCCUUUGAUAUUUGACUGCUCAAUCACGGAUGACCUGGGGUGAAACAAUUAAAUCAACAAUCGAGUAAGAUUGGUGGUGGGUGGGGUCCAAGAUAGACGUGUACGUGUGUGUGAUGUUUUCAUUUAUAGAUGUAAGUUGACGACACACAGAUAGACAUAAACACACGCACGACUGAGUCGUCUUUUCCUCGUUGUUGAUUAUCACCUCGUCCCGGAUCCAAAGGCUAAUGAAUUCAAUUAGAACCCAGUCCGAUGAGAGAAGAGGAAUUUCUGAGAGAGCCCCAAAAUUUGUAACCAAAUGAACCCCGAAACAACAAGCAUCCCUUACUCUAUACAAGACAUUAUUCAACUUUUGAAUGCUUCUUGUAAAGCAACGCACUUCUUUGAUUAUAUCUUUUUGUUUGUCUUAUUAUUUCAAGUCUCUUUUAUAUUCUGAUAGAAUUCCUGGGAGAUUUCAAAAUGGCAAACACAGGCAUUCCUCUCGAUAUUUGUUAUGGUUCAUUAUCUUUGUUCACCACAAUUCUUCACAACAUUUUCCUUCUCUACCAUGUCGACAUGUUCGUGUCCUUUUAUAAAAUUGACAAACUUUCCUUUUGGAUUGGGGAAUCCAUAUUCCUCGUGUGGAAUUCCUUGAACGACCCACUCUUUGGCUGGCUCAGCGAUCGGCAAUACCUCUCGCCACAUUCAACAGCAUCUUCUUUCAAGAGCAACGAACCAUACUCCAAAAGUAAUACAGGCUCCUCGUCAUCCAAAGAAGAAAAUCUCUACACAUACAACAAGUCGAAAUACAGUGAAAAGCCAUUCCCAUCGAGUUAUUCCAACUACAGUAAAAUCAAUAACCGACAGAGCAAUCCAGAAUUAUUGCAGUCCGAACCGAAUUCUAUCAAUGCAUCGAUAAUAUCACACCGCCUCAACUCCCUUGCAUGGAAUGGACCCAUGUUUGCUGUUUCUUUUGCCCUCUUCUGGGUAUCCUGGCUGUCACCUGGCUUGCAAUUUGUCGUUUGCCUCUGCCUCUAUGACAGUUUCUUGACUUCAGUUGAUCUCCAACACAAUGCCCUCUUGGCUGACCUGGCCAUAUCAGCUGACGUACGGACACGGCUUAAUGCCUGCAGUGCAAUCUUUAGUGCCUUUGGAUCUGUGUCCGUGUUUGUGUCUUAUGCUGUUUGGCACCAAGAAAACCUUGUAUCAUUCCGUGCCUUCUGUUUGUUGCUCUCCGUUUUAUCCAUCUUGGGGUUCUACGUCGGGAUCCGUCUCCUAAGGACAGUAGCCAUUCCUCUCUGUUCAAAGAAUUCAUCCGUGGCUGUAGAAAAUACUCAGUCAAAACUUUCUAGCUCCCUCAAUUAUCUCCGUCAUUUUGGAUCCUGUUCAAAAAGUUCUACCGACGACCUGAAGAAUUAUGUCCGUCAGUUAACAACACAUCAAAAUUUUAUAUGGUUUGCUCUCAUGAAUCUCAUCCAGGUUUUUCAUUGUCAUUUCAACAGCAACUUCUUUCCAUUAUUCUUGGAUGUCUUACUGGGAAAAAAUGGCAAUUCACUCGGAGCUCUGCUACUUGGGGUCUCUUUCGUGUUCCCACACAUCAACAACAUCUACUUUUUGUCCCUUUGCCGACGGCACGGAGUCUAUAGAGUGGUUCUCCUUAUGUUUGUUAUGAAAUUUUUAUUGACUCUAACAAUGUGUGGAAUUGGUUCCAAUUGUAUCUGGGCCAUUUGUAUCUAUAUCGCAAGCAACCGCGUCUUCACAGAAGGGACCUGUAAGCUCCUCAACCUCGUUGUCAGCGAUCUUGUCGAUGAAGACUGUGUCAUACACGGCAGGCAUCAACCGGUGUCGGCUCUGAUCUUUGGAACCGUGGCUCUUCUAUCGAAACCUGGUCAGACACUAGCACCCCUCCUGGGGACAUGGAUGUUAAGUUGGCAGACAGGUCACGAACUGUUCACAGCCGCGUCCAGCGAGGUCCGGUCAUCCGAUCUGAGUUCAGACCCAAACCACCGAAUCGCCUGCUUCAAUCUACUCGUUUACAUCCCCAUGGUGUGUGCCACAUUUCAGAUGCUCAUCUGGCUGCUGAAGUUUCGUCUCCACGGACAUCGACUGCACUGGAUCAAAGCUGUUCGCUCUGGAUCGUCUUCUCUAGCUGUAUAAGAACAACACUGGCUAAAUUCAUCUGUGUAAAUGUAUGGGAGGGGGGUGGGUCAUCAUUCACAUAUACUCAGAGGUUGUAUUUGGUGAAGGACAAAUAUUGUUUUUUUUUUUUUGUGUGUGUAUAACUAUGUAUAUACAUAUGUGAGAUAGAGAGAAAGUGUGAGAGAAAGAAGGGAUGAAUGUGAGCAUAUUGAAAUAUUGUAUAAGGCAGCUAUUAAAUAAAACUGCUUUGUAUAGACAUCAAUUUUACUACAA
Octopus bimaculoides (California two-spot octopus) is the source of this 2973-nucleotide messenger RNA. RefSeq names its product solute carrier family 68 member 1. Lineage: Eukaryota; Metazoa; Mollusca; Cephalopoda; Octopoda; Octopodidae. The record is from RefSeq and is a predicted model, not a curated record.